CCAGCAUGGAAGUCAGUCAAACGACACUAACCCACGUUUCUUACUUGGCAUCACUUUAACCAUCUCCUCGAGAUCCUCGCCCUCCGUGAAACUAUCUCCGAAUCCCACUCCCGUCGCCGGAAAACCGCUGCUGCUCCGCCCGAAACCGUAGUAGAAGUAUAAUUCCCGGCUGAUUUAUAAAAUUAUAGAAAAGAUCGCUGUCGAAAUGAGUAACGGGGAGCUACUUCAAAUCCACCCAGUAGAACUUCAAUUUCCAUUCGAAUUGAAGAAGCAGAUCUCAAGUUCCUUGCAAUUGAGCAACAAAUCAGAUGACUAUGUAGCCUUCAAGGUGAAGACGACGAAUCCAAAGAAGUACUGUGUAAGGCCCAAUACUGGAAUUGUGAUGCCUCGCUCUACCUGUGAAGUCAUAGUUACAAUGCAAGCACAAAAAGAGGCACCACCGGACAUGCAAUGCAAGGAUAAGUUCCUGCUUCAAAGUGUCAUAGUAAGCCCCGGAACUAUGGCUAAGGAUAUAACUCCAGAAAUGUUCAACAAAGAGUCUGGGAAUCAUGUUGAAGAGGUCAAGUUGAGAGUGGCUUAUGUUCCACCUCAACCACCACCAUCACCUGUGCGGGAGGGGUCCGAGGAAGGUUCCUCACCUAGGGCUUCAAUAUCUGAAAAUGGAGCUGAGUUCCACAAUGCUUCAAGGACAUAUGCUGAGCCACAAGACAACUCAUCAGAGACAAAAGCACUAAUUUUGAAGCUGUCAGAGGAGAAAAAAUCUGCAAUACAGCAAAAUAACAAGCUUAAGCAAGAAUUGGAGUUGUUGAGGCGAGAAAGCAGCAGACGUCGUGGCGGAAUCCCAUUUAUGUAUGUUAUUAUUGUUGGACUGGUGGGCCUCUUUCUUGGUUAUCUUCUCAAGAAGACAUGAUGGCUAAGAGGUUGCUGCUACAUGGUCAGUGCAGAGCCAAAUGUUUAAAAAAAUCUAGAACCUUGAAGAAAAAGGUGACUAAUCCAGUAAAGCUUUGUAUCAUUAGUUGUCUGGUUGACUUAAAAAUGUACAAGACAGGUUUUAAUCUGUUUUUGUAAUGCCUGAGCUCGAGAGUAUCAUCGUGUGACUAACUGCAUUUGACAUCCUUUGCCAACAUGUGAAGGAGACAUUUUAGUGUGCUAAUUAAGUAUACUUCCUGUUUAUGGACUGCAGCUAGUUUUUGUCCCUCCACUAAUAGUUAUCAGAGUUAUCUUA
This is a messenger RNA of Solanum tuberosum (potato), 1225 nucleotides long. RefSeq names its product vesicle-associated protein 1-1. Lineage: Eukaryota; Viridiplantae; Streptophyta; Magnoliopsida; Solanales; Solanaceae. Gene Ontology annotation, biological process: endoplasmic reticulum membrane organization. Bases 206 to 910 code for a protein of 234 amino acids. The transcript has 8 exons. Gene Ontology annotation, cellular component: endoplasmic reticulum membrane; plasma membrane. The record is from RefSeq and is a predicted model, not a curated record.